AUGGGAGCAAAAUGUUGUGCUCAAUAAACAAUACUAAAUCCUCAAGUUAUUAGCAAUAAUAAUGGAUUUAUUGAAUAGUUACAAUAUACCCCUUAAGAGAAUUAAAAAAUAAUUCCUUAAGAGGUUUAGGCUGAUAUAACAGAUGAAAAGAAAUAGGAGUUGGAACAAAGAAAAAGUGAGGAUGAUCCAAUUAUUUUCAAAUCUCAUUAACAACAUUCAUAAAAAUAAGAUUUGUAAAAAGUAACUGAAAUUCCUUUGUAGUUUUAACAUCCUGAUUUAAAGUUUUAUGAAUUACCGAUCGAAAUAACGAAUAAUAACAUCAAGAAAACACUUGAAAGAAUAGGAAAAUAUGUCCCAAACUAAUAGAAUUAUAUUAAUGGUUAAGCUUAACCACCUUAUUAAAUAAAGGGAGAAGUAAUAUAUAUAGGGACUUGGAAUGGUAUUAAGAGAGAAGGUUAUGGUAAACAAUUUUGGUAGGAUGGAACCAUAUAUGAAGGAUAAUGGUAGAAUGAUAUGAUUUCUGGACAUGGUAGAAUAAUAUAUUCAGAUGGGGAUGCUUAUGAAGGGUAUUGGAUGAAUGGAAAUGCUAAAGGAUUUGGAAUAUAUUUUCAUUAUGAUGGAGCUAGAUAUGAAGGAUAAUGGGUUGAUGAUCUUCAAGAAGGAGAAGGUAAAGAAUAUUGGCCAGAUAAUUCAUUUUUUGAAGGAUAAUACAAAUAAGGAAAAAAGAAUGGGAUUGGUAUCUUUAUUUGGAGUGAUGGUGCAAAAUAUCAUGGAUAAUUUGUUGAUAAUUAAAUUCAUGGAUAAGGAGAAUAUACUUGGGCUGAUAAAAGAAAAUAUUAAGGAGAGUGGAAAGAUAAUAAAAUGGAUGGAAAGGGAACAUUUAUUUGGCCAGAUGGUAAGAAAUAUUUAGGUACUUAGAUUAUUUAACAAUUUUUUAGGAGAUUAUAAAGAAGAUAAAAAGUGUGGUUAUGGAGAAUUUUAUUGGCAAGAUGGAAAAAUAUAUAAAGGUUUUUGGAAAGAUGGAAAAUAACAUGGUAAAGGUGAAGUUAUUGAUCCAAGUGGUAAUAAAUAAACAGGAGAGUGGUAAGAUGGCAAAAAAAUUUGA
This is a messenger RNA of Paramecium primaurelia, 1105 nucleotides long. NCBI's taxonomy places the organism in Eukaryota, Ciliophora, Oligohymenophorea, Peniculida, Parameciidae. The record is from the annotation of a GenBank genome assembly.